This is a messenger RNA of Didymodactylos carnosus, 513 nucleotides long. Lineage: Eukaryota; Metazoa; Rotifera; Eurotatoria; Philodinida; Philodinidae. The record is from the annotation of a GenBank genome assembly.
AUGAAGACGAAAAGAGGUCAGAACUAUUAUUACUUGAAGUGGAAGAAUUUUGAUGAAAGUGAAAACACGUGGGAGCCCGAGUCUCAUUUGGAUUGUCCUGAGUUGAUCUCUGACUUCCUUGCCAACCGCCCACCGAAGCCUGUCCGUAUAUCGUCGUCAUCAGCGUCGAGGUCCAGACGUCGUCUCACGCGAAAACGUAGUGAAGAAGACGAAGAAAAUCGUCAACCAAGCACUUCAUCAACUCAACUGGCACAAGAUCAAACGCAUCCAUCAUCUGGGAGACGCCCUAGAGUCGAAUUGGAACAAACAGGUUAUAGUCGAGGUCAAAUACCUGAAAAAAUAAUGGGUGCCACAGAUGUUCACGGCGAGUUGAUGUUUCUGAUCAAAUGGCAAGGCAUUGAAAAGACGGAGUUGGUGCCAGCACGUAUAGUGAAUACAAAGUCAGCACAAAUGGUGAUCAAGUUCUACGAAGAUCGUUUGACGUGGGCAGAUCAAAAUGUGGAAGAUGCUUGA